Columba livia (rock pigeon) is the source of this 5925-nucleotide messenger RNA. It is a transcript of the gene CFAP74, whose product is annotated as cilia and flagella associated protein 74. The coding region runs from base 432 to 5480 and encodes 1682 amino acids. The transcript is spliced from 39 exons. The record is from RefSeq and is a predicted model, not a curated record. NCBI's taxonomy places the organism in Eukaryota, Metazoa, Chordata, Aves, Columbiformes, Columbidae.
AAACUUCUGCCUCGUCGCUCUCAGAUUCCGAAGGGGCUUCCGUGAAGCGAAACGCUUCACGCUCCUUCGGGGAGCUGGAACCGCCUUUGGAUGCUCGUCCCGCGGUCCCAGCGGCCGCGCUCAGCAGCGUUCCCGGCGCGUUUCCAGCUCUGGUGCCCUGCAGACUGCUCGCUCGGGCAGCCCGGCCCGAGGCCCCGCGGAGUUCGCUUUCGUCUCUACUUGCAGGUCAAACUCGGGUUUCUCCUUUACAGUCGCUCUUCAACUCCACCUCCUCUGCUUCUCGGUGCCGUUCAAUCCAGAAAGAUAAUUUUUAAAACCAACCCACAAAAGAAACAUUGUGAAGAAGACUUUUCAAAGAAAUUGUAUCAUAAGGCAAACAUGGAUGUGUAGAUACCUUACCUGGGCUGGGUGGUUCUGAGAGAGUUGUCACUAUGGAGGAUAAUGGGAUCAGUUACAGUGAGGAAGAAGAGCAAAGAUCUCUUGUGCCAUUUCUGGAAGAAGAAGAAAAAGAAGACCAAGGUGGCUGGUUCUCUGAUGUGGAAGAACCCUGGGAAGAUCUUGAAUACAAGCUUGAAGAAGAGUUGGCUGGUGGUGGCAGGAAGGGAAAUAAGGAUGCUUCUGGAGGAAUUCAAGACAAAUCUUAUUUCAGCAUGGAAAGAUUGGAACACUGUUUGGACAACAUUAAUAAUAUGCAGACUAUGAAGCAUAAUGACAGAAUUUACUCAUCAGUCUUGCAGAAGAACCUUAAAGAACUCAACGACAUAGCCAAAGAAAAGCAACUUGUGGUCCAAAAAACCAGAGACAACCUGAGUACCUGUCGGCUGCAGACUGAGAUGCUGGCGAAGCAGCUGCAGUACAUGGACAUUGAAAUAGAGAAAGAGGAGGCGGCUGGCAACGUCGCAGCCUCGUCCCGCCUUCAGGCAGCGCGCAGACGGGUGUGUGCCGAACUGGAGAAGGAGAAGGAUUCUGAGCUGGAAAUUGCUCUGACACUAAAACAAGACAUGCUUGAGAUGUGGAAGAUAGAAACUGAGCAGGGAAAAUACGAAACCCUCCGUCAACAACUUGAAACAGAUGAGGAGGAGCUGGAGACGCAAUACCAAGAACGAGCCAAAGCGCGGAUUCAGAAGGAAAAAAUAGUAGCACUGCAAGCAGAAGAAAAUCAGCGGUCUAGAGAGAAAAAAGAAGAGGAAGCCCAGAAAGAACAUGAAGAAAGGCAGAAAAAAAUGCUUGAAGAUGCCAAAAGGAACCACGAGAAAGCAGUGUGUUUCCUGAGGAAAAGCAUGGCAAGAAUUCAUGAAGAAAAUGCAAAAGAAGAAGAGAGAGCUCGGGAGCAUAUGGAGAGGAGGAUACAAGCUGUGCUGUCCCUGAAAACCAGCAUCGCUUCCAGCAGGGAGAAACUCCGAACCCUCCAGGCGUGGAAGAGAGCGAAGGCCCUGGCGGCCAGGGAGCAGGAGGUGAGGAUGGGGGAAGCUGUCCUGGCAGGAGGCGGCAAUGUUGCCAAGGAAAUCCUUCUCCAUAAACAAUUGCUACAGCAUGAAAAACAGCAACAAGCUUGUAGAGAACGGCAAAAAUCCAGAAAAAUGGAGAUUGUAUCUCGAAUUUUGCAAGAAAAAGCUUCUAUUCACAAGCAGAAAAAAAGUCAGUCCCGUACUAAGGCAAUUAAGAGUGCUCGUAAGCUUGAGGAUCCUGGAGUGUGGAGAAGGAGAGCAUGGCAAUACAUUGAGCAGACCUGCAGCCAUCCAGCCGGAGCAACCCCGCAGAAGUCGUGGCGCUCUCCAUCAGCUUGUUCCUCAGCUGGUGAGAGAAGUCCUUCUGUAGAAGAGGUUCCUAAAACACCCUGUGAUGCGCUCUGGGAAAGAGGUGAAGAUGAGAAGGAGAAGGACAAGACCCUUGCAGAACCAGAGUUCCCAGGACUUUGGAGUCAGGAACAUGACUUGCGCAAGAUAUCCAAAGAAGAAACGGAUCUAAAGAAGUUGUCUACAAGAACAGAGAAAAAAGAAAUUUUCCACAAGCAAAUAGUGUCUGGUCAUGAGUAUAAGGAACGUACUUUCUAUAGUAAGCCAAGCUGCAUUCAUUUCAAGGAUUUUGACGUCGGUCAAAUCUACAAAAAGAAGAUAGUUUUGAUAAAUGCAUCCUACAGUGUUAAUUCCUGCAGACUAGUGGGAAUCAGUGAAUGGCUCAAGGACUUCAUCAGUAUUUGCUUUGACCCCCCUGGCAAAGUGUGUGCUGGAAUGUCCUGCGAGGUGCUGGUGACGUUUAAGCCGAUGAUAAAUGAAACUCUGGAAGGAGAAGUCAUGUUCAUGGCACAGACAGGUUCCUUUUCAGUUCCAUUGAAAUGUACAGCCAAGAGAUGCAUUCUGGCACUAGAUAAAGAGCUCAUUGACUUUGGCAACCAUGUGGUGGGAGAGACAAUUUCACGGACCAUCACCCUGACAAACAGCGGAGCUUUGGGAACAAGAUUCAGAGUUCAGCCGUCAGCAGGUGACAGUAGCACAGGCAGAGCAACAGCAAAGUCUUCCCCUGAAACACUGGUUACUCCAAGUUUCAGUGCCUGUGUCCCCGAGAAGAAAGUCAGUACCAGGCCGGCGGCACCUGGGCUGGAGGAGGAGGAGCAGAUGUGUCCUGAGCGCAGUGAAGCAGCGACCGGCUGUGCCGGCCGGGGGGAGCCGGGGGGACCCGAAACGGGCCCCAGCGGGACGGACACAGAACAACCUGAUCAAAAUGUACUAAAUUCCAUGUCAGCUCUAGACACAGAGAAUGCCCAAAAUUUAGCGGAAUUUUCUCCUGAAGAAACAUCAGUCGAAAUUAUGCUUGGAAAGGUUGCUGAAGGUGAAAUUAGACCCCUCAGCUCAGUCAAACUGGAGGUCGUGUUUGUCCCAGCCGUCCCUGGGGCGGUGCGAGCAGAGUUUGUGAUCGUGUUUGACAACUCGGACUGCAAACCACUGUGCUUCAGCGCCAUCGGAGUUUCUGUUGAUGUGCCCGUUUGGGUGCCCGAUCCCAACGUUGAUUUGAAGAUCUGUAUGUAUGACCGACUUUAUCAGGACUGCAUUGUCGUUCACAGCAGAGCGAAAGUCUUGUUGCGUUUGAAAUUUGAAGUAUGCAAAGAAUUGAGUAAGCACAUGGAGCUGCUUCCGAAAACAGGUUACGUUCAAGCUCAGUCAUCCUUCAGCGUGCAAUUGAAGUUUCUGCCCAGGCACUCUCUUCCUGAAGACGCAGGGAGCUACUUCAAUGCAGAGACACGAGUUCUGGAAGCUCCAGUGACAAUACUGCUUGUGGAUAAGGCUAAAAAAGUUAAUCUUACUGUCCAUGCAAUUGUUACUACUUCUGAUUUGGAGAUCAGUCCAGCACAAAUCAAUUUUGGAUACUGCACGAUCUAUGAAGCUGUGCAGGCAAAUGUGAUGCUCACAAACAAAUCCAUCUUGCCACAAGAGUUUGGAUUUGUGGGACUUCCAGAGUUUGUUGAAAUUCAGCCCAAUGAUGGAUUUGGAAUUCUUCUUCCCCUUGAGAGCCUGACGCUGGACAUAAUCUUUAAAGCUAACAAGGCAAAAGAGUACAGCUUCGAACUGACCUGCAAGUCCGAGAUUAACAGACAAUUCAAGCUGUCGUGCAAAGCAGUUGGAGUCCACCCACCUCUUGAAUUGUCUCAUUCCUUGGUUCAGUUUGCUGCAACAGCUUUAAACGCUGUGUCUACAGCAACACUCUAUGUGUUGAAUUCCCACGUGAGCGUCAACCCCUUCACUCGUGCGGUCCCCAGGAUUGGCAGUGGGGACGUUGCCCCCGUUGGACCCGCUUCAUUUGAAUUCCACGUGCCAGAAGACUGUCCAGUGACAAUUGCGCCUUCUGUUGGAACCGUGUUGCCUGGGGAGAAAAGCUUGAUUCAAGUGUCCUUCAGACCAACAUUGUCAGAUCAGCUAAUCAGAGAAGAGGCAGUUCGGAGGCUUUGCAGAGCAGCUGCGACAGAGGCAGAAAUACAAAAAAGCAAGAAAGAUGAAAAAAGAGAGAGAAAGAAAUCGAACAGCUCCAUUAGCAGACUGCAGUCUUCCAGACAGCCUGUAAGGGAUGGAGACAGUUCUGAACAACCCAAAUCCCAAGAGUUAAAGCCUGAUUCUGAUGCUUAUAUGGCAGCCCAGGCUUUCCUGAUGAGGAAUUUCAGUGGGAGGUUUGACAAAUUCAUCAUCCCAUGCUUUGUGGCAAGUGGACACGCUGACGAAAAGAAAGGCUCUGAAAACCUCAGCUGCAGCCCUUACAACACCUUGUAUUUGGAGUUACACUGUCCGGCUGUAGCACCAUGUGUUGUGGUCACUUCAGAUAAUGGAAAAAACACAGUCAAUUUUGGUGAUGUUACAGUAGGCCACAGCAUGAGGAAGCAAGUUACAAUACAAAAUAUCUCCCCAGAGAAGCUGCAACUGGGAUUCUCAGUUCUAAAUCCCAGGGGUCCCUUCCUGUUGGUCAGAGCAGUCAGAAUGCUUGAGCCAGGUGAAAAUAAAACCCUCAUCAUCUCUUUUUGUCCAAAUGAUGACAAAUGGUCUUGUGAAAUGCUGGACAUCCGGACGGCAAAAACCAACCUCACCCUGCGCAUCACUGGCCACGGGGUGAUGCCGUCAACUGUUUGCUCUGUGGAAGAUGUCCUCGAUAUGGGGUAUGUCAUGGCCAGAGAGAAGGUGACUUCCACAUUCAAGAUACAGAACACUUCCACGCUGGCCCUGCGGUACUCCAUACAACUAGAUUCGCUUUCACCGACAAGGGACAAAGAUCAGCAGAGGAUUCCAUCCUUUAUUAUGUCUUCUUCGCAAAGAACAGAGUUUGUUGGAACGCAGAACUAUAACGGCUUAAGUGUGUUCAGCAUCUUUCCAACAGAAGGAGAAAUUGUUGCUGGGAAGAGUCAGGAUUUCACUGUUACUUUCAGUCCUGAUCAUGAAAGUCUGUACUAUUCUGACCGUCUCCGGUUUGUGCUCUUUGGCAAGCAAACAGCCCAUGUGCUUCGCCUGAAGGGUGCAGCGAGAGACCGGCCGAUGUUCGUGGAAGGGGGAGUUCCUCUUGAUGUGCCCGUCGAGUCCCUGGCUGUAAUAGCACCCACGUCGUCGCAGGACACACUAAAAGAAGAGCUACAAGGACCAGUGAAGUCCAUUCUCCUUGUUCUGGAGUACAUGGAUGGAGAGGGUCCUGCAGAGCCAGCAACGACAGAACUAAAAGUUGGAGCCAUCCAGACAGCUCAGUUUGCUUCGAAGAAGAACGUGGAGUUCAGUUUUGACAACCUGCCACUCCUGCGGCAGAAGGGAUUCGCCAUCGACUCUGUGAAAGGAACCGUUGAGUGUGGGCAAGUAAAGCGCAUCGGUGUUUCUUGGGUGCCACCUGCUGAUUUUUGUGCUGAUGACCCUCUGCUUGUGACAGCUCUCCUGACCCUAAAAGGUGACAUUAAUGAAUCCUACCAAGUCCUCUUCAUGGCAAGAGUUGUGUCUGCAUAUACUCCCACUGAGUGAGGGACCCAAGCUAAAUGGAAAGGAAGAUGGAGGCUGAUAUCACUGUGAAAUCAUUUGAUCUCAGCUGAAACAUGGGAAGAUUUUGAGAUCGUUGCAAAUACGUGACAGAAGCGGGAAUGAAGGUGACGUGUAAUAUUUCUGCUCUUUCCCCACAAAAUCCUAUGUAAACUCUGGUUCCGCUAGUUUUAUUUUCAAGCGGACCCUGUGACAAUCUUGUGGUAGAAGAAAGAAUUGAGGGCCCAAGUAGAUAGAUCUGCUGUCAAUCUCAUUGUCUUCCAAAGGUGCAUAUUCCCUCAGGAGGACGAGUGGCUUUUUCACACCUAUGUAGGUUAGUUUCAAACAAUGUAUCUUUUUCCAGUUUCAGAUGGAUUUUAAUAGAUUUGGAAAAUCCUUGGGUUUUCCCUCUUAAGACUGAAUAAAGCUUCUUAUUCAAAUCUCCUUCAAA